Messenger RNA from Penicillium oxalicum, 687 nucleotides. Its product is annotated as NuoB/complex I 20 kDa subunit family protein. Gene Ontology annotation, molecular function: 4 iron, 4 sulfur cluster binding; quinone binding; NADH dehydrogenase (ubiquinone) activity. Gene Ontology annotation, biological process: mitochondrial respiratory chain complex I assembly; aerobic respiration; electron transport coupled proton transport. NCBI's taxonomy places the organism in Eukaryota, Fungi, Ascomycota, Eurotiomycetes, Eurotiales, Aspergillaceae. The record is from RefSeq and is a predicted model, not a curated record. The coding region runs from base 1 to 687 and encodes 228 amino acids. The transcript has 4 exons.
AUGUUGCCCAUGGCGAGACCCGCUAUUUCUGGCGCCCUCUGUGUGCGCCCUCGAAUUGCAGCAUGCAUUCCCCGUGCCAGCCCUAUCGCGGCCUUGACGACCUCCUCGCAAAAGUCGGCGAAUGCUCUUGAGCGUCAAUCAACUAGUGGCCAGUCACUGACGGCCUCCGGCAAGGUCCGCCAGGAAGUGCCUCUUCCUAGCCAAGAGAAGAAGGAGGGCGCCAUGCAAUAUGUCUUGACUACUCUGGACCAAGUCACCAACUGGGCUCGUCAGAGCUCUCUCUGGCCUAUGACCUUCGGUCUCGCCUGCUGUGCCGUCGAGAUGAUGCACUUGUCUACCCCCCGCUACGAUCAGGAUCGUCUGGGAAUCAUUUUCCGUGCCUCCCCUCGUCAAUCCGAUGUGAUGAUUGUGGCCGGUACCCUGACAAACAAGAUGGCACCUGCUCUUCGCCAGGUCUAUGAUCAGAUGCCCGACCCCCGGUGGGUCAUCAGUAUGGGUAGCUGCGCCAACGGAGGUGGAUAUUAUCACUACAGUUACUCGGUCGUCCGCGGUUGUGACCGCAUCGUCCCCGUGGAUGUCUACGUUCCUGGCUGUCCCCCUACCGCCGAGGCUCUGAUGUACGGUAUUUUCCAGCUGCAGAAGAAGAUGCGCCACACCAAGAUCACUCGCAUGUGGUACCGGCGUUAA